Molecule: messenger RNA, 447 nt
Organism: Miscanthus lutarioriparius
Lineage: Eukaryota; Viridiplantae; Streptophyta; Magnoliopsida; Poales; Poaceae
Source: the annotation of a GenBank genome assembly
AUGCCCCUCGGCAAUUUGGUCUGUCUGCUGCCUCUGUCAGUUCCCAGGUGCCUGUUAUUGAUGACUGAACGGAUGAAAUGUCAAGCCGACAAGCAUCGGUCUGAACGGCAGUUUAACGUGGGCGAUUGGGUAUAUCUUAAGCUCCAGCCAUACAUUCAGUCAUCCCUGGCUUAUCGUUCACAUCGGAAGCUAGCCUUUCGCUUCUUUGGUACAUUCCAAGUUGAAGCUCGUGUUGGUGCUAUGGCCUACAAGCUUUCGCUGCCACCUUCGUCUGCCGUUCAUCCGGCCUUUCAUGUGUCCCAGUUGAAGGCCUCCCAUGGUACUGAACCGGUGGCUCUGGCCUUGCCAACUGAUGCUAUCGAAUUUCAGGUUCCUCAGCAGAUCCUUCAGAGGCGUUGGACGUCCGGUGACAACCCCGUCGAGCAAGUGCUAGUUAAGUGGUCGUAG